AUGAUGGAUGCAUUUCGAGAGCAUAAGCAAAAAUUGCUUGACCCCGAAAGUGGUCCUUCACCUGUGCAAAGUUCUCCUAAUGCCAAUGGUAAUUUCUGGUUGUGUCCAAGUCUAUCGUAUCAAGAACGCGUCAUUGGUUGCCUAACGUGCUUCAUGCUGGGCUUCUUGCUGUCGCUUGGUUCGACCUUUCGUUUGGCUAGAUUGGUACACGGAAACCCUGCACCUUUUGCGGUUGGCUACACUAUUGGCAAUUUACUGUCUAUUGGCUGUACGACCUUCUUUGUCGGGCCGUGGAAACAAAUACAGACAAUGUUCCAUGCCAAGCGUCGCUACUCUGCCGUCGUUUACGUCGUCUUUAUCUUUGUGACGCUGUUGUUUUGCUUCUCCCAUCACAUUCACCACCGACUAUUGCUGGUGUUACUGUCGGUGCUCGUGCAAUUCCUGGCUCUUGUGUGGUACACGCUGUCGUACGUUCCCUACGGUCGCAGCAUUGCCAUGAGCUGCUGCAAACGUACGUUUGGGUUGGUAUCAGAUGACGAUAUAUAA
Peronospora farinosa is the source of this 546-nucleotide messenger RNA. Lineage: Eukaryota; Oomycota; Peronosporomycetes; Peronosporales; Peronosporaceae. The record is from the annotation of a GenBank genome assembly.